AUGUCCGAUCACCUCCCACUACCCACGCCGGAGGCACCUAUCGGCACGCCCUUGAGGAUUCCAAUGCACCCUAGGCCUCUAGAAACCAACACUCAGCCCCUCAUAAACAGUGCCGCCCCUGAGGUGCCGCCUGACAAGCUCAACCGCAGCAAGCGAGGGAAAGUCCCUAGCGCGAAAUGGGAGGAACACAAGGAAACCCUUUACAACCUUUAUAUUGUGGAAGGAUUGACAUUGGAGAAAACCAUGGCCUUCAUGGAUAAGCACCAUGACUUUCAAGCCUCAAAGACAAUGUACAGACACCGUUUCAAGUCUUGGGGGAUGUUCAAGAAGUUGAGGAAGGGCGAAGUUCAUAAAGAUGUCGCUCGGCACCCGGAAGAGCUGCAGAACAGCGACAAUGAGGUCUUGGUUUCUGCCAACAGGGCCUCUGGGACGCGAGUGCAACGCUAUUUGACCAAGCACGGAGUUUCUAUUCCGGAGAAAACCACCAGUGCCGUACCGGCUUCCGACGCCAAUGAUGUGGGCUCGCCCAUGGCCAUGGGAACUCCAGCGAAGGCCCCAGCAGAGAAGGCACCUUGCGCACUCCUUCUCCCGGUUGGCUUCAAAAGUCCCCUUGAUGCACACCAUUUCCUUCCUGUAGGAACAGCUUGGUAUCUAGUUGAUGUCUAUGCCUCGAUUCAAGAUAUCCAGGAUGCAGACAAAGUCAUCGACUGGAUCUCCAGUGGCUACAGCCAAGAGCUGAGUCUCUUACACCCUCGAACCUUGUACCACUACCAGCGUGUCAUCGAAAAGCUUGAGGCCUCUGGGCGAAGCAAUGACGCUAAGUCGUUGGGAUUCCGUCUCUUCACUGCGAUCCGGGACAACGCCCCGCCCACCAAGAUUAUCUCGGUCCUUCAACCUGUGGUAUCUGACGACGAGCUCGCGGGUGUUACCAAUAGCCCCGAAUUUCAGCGCAUCUUCAGCGGGCCGUCGGACGUGGACCAAAUGGACCAGCAGCUCAGGUUUGCAACCAUCUGGACUUUGGCCAGGCUUCCUGGAAUGCAGCUGGUGGUGCAGAAGUUGAUUUCGAACUUUAAAUCUCUUCCUUUGGACCUAAGAGGCCGGGAAGUAGAGGCCAGGUGCAUCUACAUCUGGGCUUUGGUCGAUGAGAAGGCUCUCGAGACUGCCAGGUCGGAAUGCCUCACCGCUCGGCACACACUGACUUCUCUGAUUCUCCGCGCCGAUCCACUGCAUUUGACAGAGCUCAUCCCACUGGCAAGAGAGCUGCAGUACCAGCACCACCUUGUGAAGGACACUUCUGGGCGCGACGCGAUUGGGAGAUGGAUAGCGGACUUGAUUCAGGACGAGAUCUUGAAGCCGUUUCGGGGGAUUUACGGCUAA
This is a messenger RNA of Fusarium keratoplasticum, 1377 nucleotides long. Its product is annotated as Clr5 domain-containing protein. The record is from RefSeq and is a predicted model, not a curated record. The transcript has 3 exons. The coding region runs from base 1 to 1377 and encodes 458 amino acids. NCBI's taxonomy places the organism in Eukaryota, Fungi, Ascomycota, Sordariomycetes, Hypocreales, Nectriaceae.